AGAUGUCAAAAUAUUGUUUAGACUGUCUAUAUACAGACUGAUUUGUUUUAGUUUUGAGUGUUGCUUUUUAAAGAUAUUUGAAAAUAAAAAAUUAAAAGAAUCAGUUUCGUUUGACAUUUUGUGAUAUUUAUAACAACUAGUUGAACGGCCAAGGCAAACAAGUAACAAGGUCACGGCCGUGCGUGCAGUAUAGUUCGUCAAUACAAUCGGCGCCAUUUAUACGACGCUUUGGCUAUAGGCAAUGGGUGCUGUUAUAAGUUAUACUAUAUACCAUAUUGUGCAACAUAAUAGCUUAGUGCUUCCACGUUCAACAUGGAUGAAGAGGAAUAUAAAGAGUGUUUAAAAAUGCUUGUUUCUGGGUCAAGUGAAGAUGAAAGCGAUAGUGGAUCCAAAUCACAAUUAGACGACGUGUAUGAAAGCUUCAAACCGUCGCCCAUUUUAAUAGAUCCUCAAAUACACAAAAUAAUCGAGAUAGGAACUUUCAGUAGUCAGGUAGUAAGUUCAAGUACUAAGAAGUUAACAAAAAGCCAACGAAAAAGGAGAAGGAACAAGAAGAAUCAAAAUGUUAAGACUAGCAGCACUGAUAAUGGAACGGGUCCAGAGACCUUUGGUGCUUCUGUUAAAGUAAAUAAUGAAGCAGUGAAGUCUGCUGAAGCCGCAGAUUGUGAGUAUAAGGUUAAGACAUCCAGAAGAAAAAGGAAGAAAAAAGGUACCAAGACAGAAGAUGUAGAGAAGGAACUACAAAAAAGUACAAGUACAACGGAAACUAAAAUGAGCUAUGGCGAGUCAGAAGAAACCACACGCUGUGAAUACAGGAUUAAGACAUCGAGAAAAGAAGAGUAUGGGAGCAAAAAGAAACAAGAAAACACCAACAUAGAUAAUUCACACAAGGAAGCGCAAUCAUGUGUUAACGUCUUUUUUGACGUUUCUAGUGUACUAGAAAAUAAAGAAUUUGAAACGGUAAUAGACUGUUCAGAUUCUCUAACAGGGUUAAAAUGUGAAUACAAGGAUUACACAUCAAGAAAUAAAACACACAGAGGAGAAAAGAAAUUAGAAACUAAUAAUAGAGACGAGAGAGCAGAGGAAGUGCAGCAAUCAAGUGGUAUUUUGACUAGAAGUGGUUUGAUCACCUACGUCGAAAAACAUAGUGUGGGAUUGGAAAUUAUAUCUUGUCUUGCGCAAAACGCAGAAGCGAUGGACUACAUUAAAAAUAAGUUGAAAACAAAUGACAAAAAAGCUAUUGAGGUAAUGGACACUAUUAAAAAGAAAACGGAACGAAUCAAUAGCAAAAAUAAAACACAAAAUAGUAGCAAGGAAAUGACAAAAAAGCAUGAAACAUCUAACAAAACUUUGGGGAAUAUGAUAUGUUUUGACGAUUUUGGCCAUUUUAUUUCCAAAUUAAAUUAAUGUACUUAUAUUUAGAUGGUUGUAAUCACAUCCAACAAACUUGUCGAAAUAUUUACGUGAAAAUUUUGGAGUAUUUAUUGUGUGUCUAUUCUUAAUAAUAAAACUAUCAUCAUUUUUA
Messenger RNA from Zophobas morio, 1525 nucleotides. RefSeq lists its product as uncharacterized. The record is from RefSeq and is a predicted model, not a curated record. The transcript has 2 exons. Bases 313 to 1407 code for a protein of 364 amino acids. Lineage: Eukaryota; Metazoa; Arthropoda; Insecta; Coleoptera; Tenebrionidae.